AUGAGCGUGAAUGCCGAGGUCGCCCACACUGCUCCUCUAGCUACCACUCUAUAUGCAUCUGGAAUCUAUGGAGACAUCAAUAACGUUCCCACAACUGGUGCUUCUUGUACCACAGCCAAACAAGACAAAUUGAAGGAUUGUGGAGUGGAGGCAUCAAAGAAAUUGGCUCAGAAUGACUUAGGACGAAUAAAUAAAUAUAAAACUAAAAUUCUCUCUGUGGCUAAACAAAAACAAAUGGAUCCAUCUGUUAUUGCUGCUAUUAUGUCCCGUGAAUGCCGUGGAGGAAGCGUUCUGGUAAAUGGUUGGGGUGACCAUAACAAUGGCUUUGGCCUUAUGCAGGUUGACAAACGGUAUCACAAGCUUGAGGGAACCUGGGAUAGUGAAACACAUAUUGCCCAGGCUACAGAUAUUCUGAUUUCAAUGAUCAGCCAGAUAAAGAAGAAAUUUUCGAAAGCAUCUUCAGAAGAGAUAUUGAAAGGUGCUAUCGCUGCAUACAACGCUGGUUCUGGAAAUGUGAGAGACUUAAAAGAUGUUGACAGUCGCACAACUGGCAAAGACUAUGCCAAUGAUGUUGUUGCACGAGCCAAGUUCUUCAAAAAAAAACGGAUUUUAGAGCUGAAGUUUAAAGCUUAA
This is a messenger RNA of Nanorana parkeri, 633 nucleotides long. RefSeq names its product lysozyme g-like. The transcript has 5 exons. Gene Ontology annotation, molecular function: lysozyme activity. Gene Ontology annotation, biological process: defense response to Gram-positive bacterium; peptidoglycan catabolic process. Gene Ontology annotation, cellular component: extracellular region. The coding region runs from base 1 to 633 and encodes 210 amino acids. NCBI's taxonomy places the organism in Eukaryota, Metazoa, Chordata, Amphibia, Anura, Dicroglossidae. The record is from RefSeq and is a predicted model, not a curated record.